AUGGUAGAGGCAGUUGUGGUUGCGGCGGUGGGUGUUAGUGGUGGCGGUGGUGGUGGUGGUCCGGUGGGUCUAGGUGGUGGCGACGAUGGUGGUAGUGGUGGUGGCAUUAGAGGUGGUGGUGUUGAUGAUAGAGUUAGUAGUAACAACGAUAGAGGUAGGGUGGUGGUAACUGAGGUUAUAGGUGGUGCUGGUAGUGGUAGUGAUGGUGACGGUGGUGGUGGUAGUGGUGUCGGCGAUGGUGGUGGUGGUAACGGAAGCGGUGGUAGUGGUCGAUGGUGGUGGCGAAGGUGGCUGUGGUGGGUGGUAGUGGGCAGUGGUGGCGAAUGUUGUGGUGGAGGUGGUCGCGAGUAG
Molecule: messenger RNA, 351 nt
Organism: Lactuca sativa (garden lettuce)
Lineage: Eukaryota; Viridiplantae; Streptophyta; Magnoliopsida; Asterales; Asteraceae
Source: RefSeq, a predicted model, not a curated record